AUUACACAGUUGGAUCCAUACAGGGGAGAAACAACAGAGCUGACAUUUAAUUUUUGAAAUGUCACAGGAAAAAAAACCAAACUUUUGUAAGAUUACAUUGUUUGGAUUCACCUCGAACAGCCAUGUUGGACACGUUGCAGAAAGUUUCUUUAAUACACAUUAGUGUGUUGGCCAUGAGUCCACAUUCCAGAUCACUGGGGGGCGAUAGUGAGCCUGGAAGCUGUUAGGCAACCACCAAUAAAAUCUGAAGAAGAAGAUCAACAAGCAAGGAACAAGCCCAAGAAGAAGAAGUAGAAGAAGAACUUUUCAUGCGGAAGUAAACAGAGAACUGGCAAGUCCAGUUUUCGUUAAUACCCUGCUAAGAGUUUUGCGUGAAGAAGUGUCUCACUCUCAGUUCAACAAUGGCUUUAGUUCCGAGUAUGAGACAGUUUGUCUGUGAUCGACUGACCGCCGCUGCUCAAGAAAUACUGGGAGUCUUUGAGAAGAAGUUGGAAAACUACGAGGCAGAAAUCGCUCGUCAACGCAGACUGUUGGACUCUGUUUUUACCCCAGAGAUAAAGUUACACCGGACAGAGCUUGCACAGUUAUCUGUCAAUAAGGAGGGGGCGGCCCUUCGGAACAGGCAGCAGACUGGCUCCAGUUCGGUCCCACCAGAUCCUCCAUGUAUCAAAGAGGAACACGAGGAAAUGUGUGUCAGUCAGGAACAACAGCAGCUUGCACAGCAACAGGACGCCAAAGCUUCUAAGUUGACUCCAGCUUGUGAGGAAAGUGUCCACAGUGGUCAAUCUCAGAAUUUGGACAAAGACGAGUCAAAUAAAGAUCCUCCAUCCACCAACUCAAAUAAAGAUAUAUUAUCUGGAUCUGACUGGGAGAGUUCUGUGGUAUCAGCAACAGACGGUGACAGUGUCACUGACAACUCUCAAGUAGCUGAGAGCCAAGAUCAACAGAUAACUUGCACCCAUGGGAGUGCAACACCAAGUGCACACAAUGAGUCAACAGCACACAAGACAAGCGAUGACGAAAACACAUCAGCUACAAGUAUGGAGCACACAUCAGAUAACCAAAGCAAUGAUAUGAGCACAACAUCAGCUACAGGUACUGAGCCAACGUCAAAUGAAAAAUGUAAUGAUAAGACCACAGCAUCAACAAGUGACACUGAGCUUCCACCAAGUGAGAGCGAUAAUGAUGACACCCCACCAUUAGAAGGUAAUAGUGAGUCAACACCAAAUGAGACAGGCCAAGAUGACAGCACAACAUGGGCUACAAGUACUGAGCAAACGCUUAAUGAGAAAUGUAACAAUGACAACACAGCAUCAAUCAGUAGUACAGUGAUUACACCAAAUGAGAUCACAACAUCAAUCACAAAUACUGAGGCAACACCACAGAGGAAACCAGAUAAUCAAAAAACAUCAUCAGCAAAAAAGACAACAUCACCUACACGCACUGAGUCAGCGCCAAAGAAAAAAGGUGACUCAACAUCGAAAGGAAAUAAUGAAAGAACACCAAAUAAGAAACAAAGCGAUGAGAAGGCAUCAACUAAAAGUAGUGAUUCAGCAACACAUAGAAAACCCAAUGAUGGGAGAUUAGCAUCAACUUCGAGUACUAAACCAGCACCAAAACAACUCAGUGGUGGUAAAACAACUUCUACUGGAAGUAUCGAGCCAACACCAGAUAAGGAUUGUUAUCGCGAGAAUUUAUCAGCUAUACCACAAGAGAAGGGUAAUGAGACAACCACAGCCCCAGAUGAAGGCACUGAACUCACAUCAGAUGAGACAUAUAAUGAUGAGAACCCAACAUCAGAAGAGAAUAGUGAACCAAUUAAGAAACGUAACAAUGAGAAGACAACAUCUGCUAAAAGUACUGAUCCAACAACAAAAGGAAAACCCAAUGACGGGAAAGCAAAAUUAACCUCAAGUUCCAAACCAGCCCCAAACAAGAGCAACGAUGGAAGCUCCACAUCAACCAGAAGUGAUGAGUUGACACCAAAUGAGAAACCUAAAACUGGCAAUACAGUGUCUACAAGCAGCAAGGGGUUGACAACUCGUAGGAGACUUAAGGAAGGGAGUGAAACAUCAGUUGGAAGUAGUGAAUCAACACCAAUAAAGAAAAGUAAGGAUGAAAAUACAUCAACCAGAAAUACAGAGCAAAAGCAAAGUAAGGAACGUAACAAUGAGAGCACAGCGUCAAAUCGAAGAACUACAGCACCAGCAAACAAGAACAAUGGGGACUCCUCAGGUAGUAGUGGUAACGAGGGUCAUGGUGACAACCCUUACAAGUGCGAAAGGUGUGGUAAAGUGAUGAGUAAUUUCAAAAACUACAAAUUUCAUAUGAAAUCCCACACUGUUGAAAAGACUUACAAAUGUGACACUUGUGGGAAAAUGUUCAGGGAGAGUUGGGAUUUGAAUAAACAUCUGGUGGUUCACUCUGUCGACAAGCCUUUCAAAUGCAAGGUCUGUGGAAACGGGUUCAACCGCCGGUAUAAUCUGGAUCUGCAUGCAAGGGUUCACACUGGCGAAAAGCCAUUCAAAUGUGACGUCUGUGAUAAAAGCUUCAGCUCAUUGGUGAACAUGAAGAAGCACACCAGAAUUCACACAGGUGAGAAGCCAUACAGCUGCAGCGACUGCGGGAAGGAAUUUGCAGAUUCUUCGGCUUUCAGAAAUCACCAACGAGUUCAUUCGGGGGAAAAGCCCUUCAAGUGUUCCUAUUGCAAGAGAAAGUUUGCUACCGGUACGACUUUGAAAAGGCACACCAGAACGCACACGGGUGAAAAGCCAUAUAAGUGCACUGUGUGUGACAAGUCGUUUGGGCAUAGAACAGACCUGAAAGGACACAUGAGGUUGCAUACUGGGGAGAAGCCUUACAAAUGCAGCACUUGUGGAGAACAGUUCUCCACCUGGUUAAAACACAGCAAACACAAGAGAAAGCACACAAGCGAAGCACAAAACCCCAAUACUUCUGAUAAAGAUGCAUGAAUUGCAUUACAGUAGAAUUUCUGCUGGUAUUUUGAGGUUUUAUUUAAAAGAGUAUUCCCCCAAUUAAGCAUUGCACUCUCAAAACAUUUUUGGACAGAAACAGUCUUCCUUAUUCAAGUCCUUCUUCCUUGUUGAAAUCUGGUGCCUACAUUACCCACAAUGCUACACAAACACUGACCAGUCAGCAAUACAGUUGUGUUCUGCUUAUAAUGUAGCCUUGGGGCUACAGACAUUGGGCAAGGUCACUUCUUUCUAACUCCAAAUCUUUUAUAUACUGUAUAUAUGCACUGUAUACAUUUUUCAACUGACUGCCGCUGACUGGAUGUCACUUGAGACAUAUCAGACUUUACACAGCUCCCCCUGAGGCCAAAUUAAACUUUUUCACAUAUAGUAUGGAAUAAUAUUCUUUACGACCUGUAAACAGACAUUGAUGUAAGGGUUAGGGUUAGUUAGGGUCGUGGAGUUAACUUACACAUUUUAAUUUUCCGUUUUCUGUUAUGUACUUUAAGGUCUUUAUCGUAUAUAAAUUAAUCAGGCCUCGUGUUUUGAGCUUGGUGAAUUUGCCUGCUGGCUUUGCUCUCAUUGGGCCGUCCAGGUCUUAAAAAUGGAGCCGCAUUUAUAAACUCAAAGGGGCAGCAUUGGUGACGGUUUGCUGCUUCAGAUAUGAAAUACAGUCCGGGAAGGGUGGUUUGAGUGAUGGAUCUAUAUGCUAGCACUGCACAAAGCAUUAGAAUAUCAAACUGACAAUCAUUUUUGUAGAAAAAUGGUAGAUUGAUACGGUUCUUGCUUCAAAGUUGUGUGCUAGUAUUUAUUAGACUGGCCGGAGUGGUCAUUUGCUGGAUUAACUUGCACUGUGUCGCAGCAAAAGCCCAUCUAGCUUUAACUUUUAUGUUGGACGCUUUGUUGUUGUUGUUUUCUCUCUUGAGUUGUCUUCAUGAAAUGAAUGAGCAGUCUGCACAUUACCUUGUAGCACUAAUGUCAGUCAGCCUUAGUUCUGGAAACAGCCUUAAUUCUGGCACCGUCACAUGAUGACUCAAAGUUAAUAUGUAAUGUAUGUAUGUAAUAACAAAAUGUGCAGUAUUUCAGGGUCGAGAAAAACCUGAUUGACAGGAAUGUUGUUUAGAUACAGGGUGAUCUGACUGGGGCAGAGGCACUCUUGGAUCAUAUCUUCUGAGGCUAGUUUUAAGUGUGAUGGUACAAAUGUAUAUGCAUGUCAAAAUCAGUUUGUAAUCCCACAUUUUGGGCCUUGCUAUGUUUCAUGACAGUAACAUACGCAGAAAAUGGCUGUUUUUAUCUGCUGUAUCAUUGUUUGAAUCAGCAAUAAUGUUAUUUAUUGUAUUAGGGGAAGAAACAGCAUCUUUGUUGUCUGAAUGCCUUAAUGCCUUAUCCUCUUGGUAAUGUGUUUUUAAAAGUGCAGCUUUUAAUCUACAGCACAAUUGUUCUGUAAAACCCACAAAAAAUAAUGUAUUAUGAAUGAUUUACUCAUUCAGUCUUGAAUAAACCA
Molecule: messenger RNA, 4476 nt
Organism: Acanthopagrus latus (yellowfin seabream)
Lineage: Eukaryota; Metazoa; Chordata; Actinopteri; Spariformes; Sparidae
Product: gastrula zinc finger protein XlCGF8.2DB-like
Exons: 3
Coding region: 402-2972 (856 amino acids)
Biological process (GO): regulation of transcription by RNA polymerase II
Cellular component (GO): nucleus
Molecular function (GO): DNA-binding transcription factor activity; RNA polymerase II cis-regulatory region sequence-specific DNA binding
Source: RefSeq, a predicted model, not a curated record